Molecule: messenger RNA, 822 nt
Organism: Acanthosepion pharaonis
Lineage: Eukaryota; Metazoa; Mollusca; Cephalopoda; Sepiida; Sepiidae
Source: the annotation of a GenBank genome assembly
AUGGCAACCAUCCUUUUUCAUCUCGUGUGUACAUAUAGAGGAUUUCUCUCUGUCUUUUUUCACUCUCACAUUUCUUUCUCUCUCUCUCUCUUAUUUCUUUGUUUCUUUCUCUUUCUCAUUUGUUUUUCUCCCUCCCAUUUUGUCCUCUAUCUUUCAUUUCUUUAUUUCUCACUCUCAUUUCUUCCUCUCUCUCUUAUUUCUUUCUCUCUCUCUUUCUCAUUUCUUUAUUUCUAUCUCUCUCUCUCAUUUCUUUAUUUCUCUCUCAUUUCUUUAUUUCUAUCUCUCUAUCUCUCUCUCAUUUCUUUAUUUCUAUCUCUCUCUCUAUCUCUCUCUCAUUUCUUUAUUUCUAUCUCUCUCAUUUCUUUAUUUCUCUCUCAUUUCUUUAUUUCUAUCUCAUUUCUUUAUUUCUCUCUCAUUUCUUUAUUUCUAUCUCUCUCUCUAUCUCUCUCUCAUUUCUUUAUUUCUAUCUCUCUCUCUAUCUCUCUCUCAUUUCUUUAUUUCUAUCUCUCUCAUUUCUUUAUUUCUCUCUCAUUUCUUUAUUUCUAUCUCUCUCUCUCUCUCUCUCUCAUUUCUUUAUUUCUAUCUCUCUCUCUAUCUCUCUCUCAUUUCUUUAUUUCUAUCUCUCUCUCUAUUUCUCUCCCAUUUCUUUUUUCUAUCUCUCUCAUUUUUUAUUUCUCUCAUUUCUUUUAUUUAUCUAUUCUCUAUCUCUCUCUCAUUUCUUUAUUUCUAUCUCUCUCUCUAUCUCUCUCUCAUUUCUUUAUUUCUAUCUCUCUCUCUCUCUAUCUGAUUUCUUUAUUUCUAUCUCUCUCUCUCUCUAUCUGA